Chenopodium quinoa (quinoa) is the source of this 2391-nucleotide messenger RNA. RefSeq names its product succinate dehydrogenase [ubiquinone] flavoprotein subunit, mitochondrial-like. Bases 158 to 2068 code for a protein of 636 amino acids. Gene Ontology annotation, biological process: mitochondrial electron transport, succinate to ubiquinone; tricarboxylic acid cycle. NCBI's taxonomy places the organism in Eukaryota, Viridiplantae, Streptophyta, Magnoliopsida, Caryophyllales, Amaranthaceae. Gene Ontology annotation, molecular function: electron transfer activity; flavin adenine dinucleotide binding; succinate dehydrogenase (quinone) activity. The transcript is spliced from 16 exons. The record is from RefSeq and is a predicted model, not a curated record.
AAUUGUUCAUCUUCCUGAGCAUCGAUUAAUUUAUUAAUUAAGCAUUAAACCUGGGAAAUUAUUUCUGCAAAAUUCGCCUCCCCUCCUUUCUCUUCUGAAAAAACAAAACCCAGAAAUUUAUUCACACCAAAAGCUCUGAUCAUCAAUACCACCAAAAAUGUGGCGAUGCGUUUCGCGUGGUCUUCGAUCCCAUUCAUGGAAAACUUCUAAAUCUUCUCCAAUUUCCUCCCAUUUUCUCUCUCCUAGAUUCUUCUCUUCCACCCAAUCUAGUUCGGUUGGUGGGUCCAGCUAUACGGUGGUAGACCAUACUUACGAUGCGGUGGUUGUUGGAGCUGGUGGUGCUGGUUUAAGAGCCGCCAUCGGAUUAUCCGAACAUGGGUUUAAUACUGCUUGUAUUACUAAGCUUUUUCCGACUCGUUCUCAUACGGUCGCUGCUCAGGGUGGAAUCAAUGCUGCCUUGGGUAAUAUGACUGAAGAUGACUGGAGAUGGCAUAUGUAUGAUACCGUGAAAGGAAGUGAUUGGUUAGGUGACCAGGAUGCCAUACAGUAUAUGUGCAGAGAGGCACCAAAAGCUGUGAUAGAGCUUGAGAACUAUGGUUUGCCAUUUUCUCGUACAGAAGAUGGGAAAAUAUAUCAACGUGCAUUUGGUGGUCAAAGCUUGAACUUUGGGAAAGGGGGGCAAGCAUAUCGAUGUGCAUGUGCUGCUGAUCGAACCGGCCAUGCUUUAUUGCACACUCUUUACGGACAAGCUAUGAGGCAUAAUACACAAUUUUUUGUGGAAUACUUUGCAUUGGAUCUUAUUAUGGAUGAUGAAGGUACUUGCCAAGGUGUGAUUGCUUUGAAUAUGGAAGAUGGGACGUUGCAUAGAUUCCGUGCUAAAUCAACAAUUUUGGCUACUGGGGGAUAUGGCCGGGCAUAUUUUUCUGCAACAUCUGCGCAUACAUGUACCGGAGAUGGAAAUGCAAUGGUGGCCCGUGCUGGCCUCCCAUUAGAGGAUCUUGAAUUCGUGCAGUUCCACCCAACUGGUAUCUAUGGUGCUGGAUGCCUAAUCACUGAAGGGUCCCGUGGUGAAGGUGGUAUUCUGAGAAAUAGUGAGGGUGAGCGUUUCAUGGAAAGAUAUGCACCAACAGCUAAAGAUCUUGCAUCCAGGGAUGUUGUGUCUAGAUCUAUGACAAUGGAAAUUCGAGAAGGCCGUGGUGUGGGACCCUUGAAGGAUCACAUCUACCUCCACUUGAAUCAUUUGCCUCCAGAAGUGCUUCAGGAAAGACUCCCUGGUAUCUCUGAGACAGCUGCAAUCUUUGCUGGGGUUGAUGUUACAAAGGAACCCAUCCCAGUCUUGCCAACUGUUCACUAUAACAUGGGUGGAAUCCCCACAAACUACUACGGAGAGGUUGUCACAAUAAAAGGUAAUGACCCAGAUGCCAUUGUUCCUGGAUUACUGGCUGCUGGAGAGGCUGCUUGUGCAUCAGUUCAUGGUGCUAACCGUCUUGGUGCUAACUCUCUCCUUGACAUUGUUGUUUUCGGUCGAGCUUGUGCCAACCGAGUUUCAGAGAUCAGUAAACCAGGGGAGAACCAGAAACCUUUGCCUAAAGAUGCUGGGGAGAAGACUAUUCAGUGGUUAGACAAAUUAAGAAAUUCAAAUGGAUCUCUCCCAACUUCCCAAAUCCGCCUAAACAUGCAACGAGUAAUGCAGAAUAAUGCUGCUGUUUUCCGCACACAGAGUACAUUGGAAGAAGGUUGUCAAUUGAUUGAUAAAACAUGGGAGAGUUUUGAAGAUGUUCAAGUCAAAGACCGCAGUUUAAUAUGGAAUUCUGAUUUGAUCGAAACCAUAGAAUUGGAAAAUUUGUUGAUUAAUGCAUGCAUCACUAUGCACUCUGCUGAGGCUAGGAAAGAGAGCAGAGGAGCUCAUGCUCGUGAAGAUUUCACGACAAGAGAUGAUCAAAACUGGAUGAAACACACUCUAGGAUACUGGGAGAAUGAGAAGGUUAGACUAGAUUAUCGGCCAGUCCACAUGAACACAUUGGACGACGAGAUUGAGUCUUUCCCUCCUAAAGCCCGUGUAUAUUGAUGUGUUUCAGCUCGAAGAAAACCCUUCGCCAACAAGUAGGGUAAAAGAAGUUAACAAUAGAAAUAAUUUAUGAUAAGAAUGCAGAAAGGGUCUUGGGUGAAUUUCAUUUUUUCAAUUGCUGUGAGGGGUGUUGCCCUUGCGAUUUUCGAAACACUUCCUGCAAUAAUGGUUUUGAGAAAAAUUUUGGCCAUUAAAUGUUUUCGUGAUAAGAAUGCAGAAGUGGGUUUUUUUAUCAACAAUUUGGGAAUAGAUGACAUCUGCCUUUUUGUAAACUGCAUUAAGGUAAUAAGAAGCUCAAUUUGUUCUUUGCCUUUGAUCUUGAA